AUGGCCAACGUUUACACAAUACGGGACGGGAAGCCACGAACAACCACCUUUUCAGAUUUUAAAUUUCAUAAAGAUUAUCCUUAUGGAAGUAGUAAGCUUCCAAGACUUUUUUCUCCUAUACGUCGUCACAACCCACAUUCAUUAGGUUUGAUUUAUCAAAGUCCAUACAACAAAGAUAAUCUGACCUUCAGUAUAUGGAGUCCCCCGUUUAAAAAAAUCUGCAAAAACUUCUCAGACAAGUUUAGCCAUAUGCAAGAAACAAAUUGGACCUGUAAGCACGAAACAAGGACCGAGAACCUACUCGAGAGAAGUAAGAAUGGGAAGCCCCCUAAGAUUCGAUACUCUAUAAGCUCUACAUCUCGGCAAAGCUACCAAGAUCCUGCCAAGCGUAUGGCCAAGUGGAAGAUACCUAGCCCUGCUCUACCCACCCGAUACAGUGGCAAUCCAGACCCUGAUCCUGUAGCUGGAAUAGUACCCAAUGCAAUUGUUCUACCGCCCCUGAACAAGGACGAGAAGAUGCCCUCAAAUCCUGCCAAAAUCCUCACCGAUGUAAUCAAUGAAGAAACAUAAAUAAAAUAGCAUUUAAUGUCUUUA
Molecule: messenger RNA, 594 nt
Organism: Lytechinus pictus (painted urchin)
Lineage: Eukaryota; Metazoa; Echinodermata; Echinoidea; Temnopleuroida; Toxopneustidae
Exons: 5
Coding region: 1-570 (189 amino acids)
Source: RefSeq, a predicted model, not a curated record